Messenger RNA from Sycon ciliatum, 4131 nucleotides. RefSeq lists its product as uncharacterized. Gene Ontology annotation, cellular component: membrane. The transcript has 4 exons. Bases 683 to 3397 code for a protein of 904 amino acids. The record is from RefSeq and is a predicted model, not a curated record. Gene Ontology annotation, molecular function: ATP hydrolysis activity; ABC-type transporter activity; ATP binding. Lineage: Eukaryota; Metazoa; Porifera; Calcarea; Leucosolenida; Sycettidae. Gene Ontology annotation, biological process: transmembrane transport.
ACCCUGGUCGGAUAUGCCUCGCGUUCACAUAGGACAGCAGUACAGGUAGCUAGGCAUCGAAGACGCGAUUUUGCCAUUCAUGGGCCGAGAAAUACGUAGCAUAUCUUCAACCAUAUCGAAGGGAACCCUGGCGCGCAACGCGUAGAUCUACGACCUAUUUUAGUUACAGACCAACACUAAUGUAAGUCUUGAUACGUUAUGAGAUGCCCCGCACUGCCGCAGCGCUUCCCCUACCUGUCCACCAUAUCUACUGCCCCGGCCUAGUGUAUAAUGAUAAGCGCGCCAAGUCUCCCCUCACCUCGUACCUCCGUCACUUCGUCCCCGCCGCUGCAAGUACAAGUAACAGACGCUCAGACUCAGACUCAGAGUCAGAUCGAGUCUGCACGGUAAUGCGUCCGCAAGGAGGACUAAAAUAUUAUCAUUUUGAUGCUCCCGAAGUCCGAUAUCUCGUCGACUCGGAGUAGUUAUUCAUCCCAUGCAGAUUGAGGCGCUGCUUCACAUCCUCGAAUGAGCAGAUCUGCUGAUUGAGAGGGGAGGCAGGAACUAAUACUUGGACUAGCAUUCGGUGAUUCUCUGCCUCUUUACUACUGCUACUGCUGCUGCUAUUGCUGCUGUUCAGUGUGUGGCCUCAUAUUCUGGCUGGUAGGUGCUUUCUGUUUGAAUCGACCAGGACGACAAGACGAUGCAGUGGUGUGGCCCGUUGCUAUCGCUGGCGGUAGUGCUGCUAGCAUGCUCCCAGUGUCCGUAUGCGGUGCUUGGUUACUCCUGCAUAGAUGAAGGGGAAGUUCUGUACGUGCCCAUACCCAAACACAACGAGUCCUACCCGAACGCCAUUAUGUGCAAAGACCUGACACCGGACAGGAGCAACUGCAUUCCUCUUCUUUGGAGCACUCCAGCAUGCCAAGGCGGAUACUAUCUGUCAUUGGGUGAACUAGGUGGUGAAAACAAUGCAAGUGAUGGAAACGAUGUAGUCUUGCCGUGUCCAGCGGGUUUCUACUGCCCCAUAAAUACUAUCUGUCUUGUGCCAUGCCCACUCGGGGCAUAUUGUGUAACUCCCAAGAAGAAUGCCAGUUUAGCCAAAAAUCCAACAGUGACCUGUGAUCCAGACUACGGCACGCAGCAACUGAGUGACCGCACAGACCCACACAGCCUAACCUGUGGUGGGCCGGCCGGCCUGGACAGGCGCGUCAUCUGCCAGAAAGGCUAUUAUUGCCCGAAUGUCAGCAUGAAAAUCCAAUGCCCAAAAGGUUCGUAUUGCAGAUCCGGCCGCGUAUCACCACAACCCUGUCCAUUACUGUCACGAUGCAAGCCUGGCACGACUGCGCCCAUCGUCAACGGUAUCGGUCUCAUCUUCAACCUGGUCCUCAUCCUGCUUGUACUACUCUUUAUUCUUGCACUGCGUUACAAAGAAACACUGAAGGCCGCAUUUGGCACUCAUGUUGUGCCGAGGCUGCCCGGCAAGGCACGCAGUUAUGAGGUAUGUCAGGUUGAGCAGGCAGGCAAUGCUGAAGAAAUGGAGUCCAUCAACACCAGCACAGCUGUUGGGGAUCCAGAGCAACGGUACGGUGCCACUGGUACCGAAGCUACCAGAGCAGUGAGCCCCAAGGAUUACACGAUGGAGAUUGAAUUCCACAAUCUCAGUUUAACGUUGAAGAGCAACAAGGUCAAGGUGCUGCAAGGUGCUACUGGCAAGCUUCGACCCAAGACACUGACAGCAAUCAUGGGUGGAAGCGGAGCAGGAAAGACAACGCUGCUAAAUACAUUGAGUGGCAAGGCAUACUACGGCGCGGUGGAGGGAGAUAUCAUGGUCAACGGCAAGCCAGAAAACAUCACAACCUACCGCAGCAUCACAGGUUUUGUUCCACAAGAAGACAUCAUGCACCGAGAGCUAACCACCAGGGAGGUACUGUACUACCAAGGAAUUCUCAGACUGUCUGGUUGUGCAACAUUCCCAGAGAUUAAUCGUAAAGUGGAUGAGGUACUGGAGCUGCUUGGCCUGAUGCAUAUCAAGGAUUCUCAGAUCGGUGACGAAGAGAAGCGAGGCAUUUCCGGCGGCCAGCGUAAGAGAGUGAACAUUGGAAUGGAGCUGGUAGCUGAUCCAACGCUCCUGUUCCUGGAUGAACCUACCAGUGGCUUGGACAGUGUCUCAAGCAUGCAGGUGUGUGAGGCUCUGCGGUGCGUUGCUGAAGAGGGCCACUUGACAGUGGUGGCCGUACUACAUCAGCCCAGGUUCGAGAUCUUCCAGAUGUUUCACGAAGUCAUACUGCUGCAGCCCGGUGGUCAAAUUGCGUUCCAAGGUUCCACGCAGCAAGCAGAGGCAUAUUUCUCAGAGCUUGGCUACCCAGUGAAGACAAACGUUAAUCCCAGUGAUCACUAUCUGGAUGUCAUCAACGAUCAUAACAAGAAAGCCAAGUCCGCCAAGAAGCACGCCGCAUCCUCCCCAGCUACUAAUGAUUCAGUGGAUGGCAAUACAGCAAUGGCACUGACCAGCCUUGGAGAUUUGUGGACAAUGAGACAAUCCAGCAUGACUACUGAUGGCGGUGCUUCAUCGGUACCACCAGAGCGGCAAGCCAGCACACAGCAGUUCACACCAAGGAAAGCACCUGCAUUCUGGAUACAGUUGCUAUUCUUCAUUCGCCGGGCAUUUGUUCUGCAGAUUCGUCAACUCAGUGUACUGGUGCUGGAUCAACUGCUGGUGCUGAUUGCGGGCGCCGUCCUCGGUGCGCUGUACAGCGAGAUCCUGCUACGCAAGCUGACACUGCUGCUGUGUAUGACCAGCAUGGCUGUAGCCUUGACAAGCAUGCUGGCUGCACUCCGAUGCUUUGGCAGCUGUAAGCCCGUCUUCUGGCGAGAAAGUGCGGCCGGGAUCAACCGUCCGGCAUACUUCCUUGCCACCAACAUCUCGCAGAUUCCAAUCAUCGUCUUCACACCGCUUAUCUUCCUCAGCUUUUUCUACACGCUUGUGUCACCACGCGCCCUGUUUCGUGAUUACUACACAGCCAUUCUGAUGCUGGUCUGGGCCUGCCAUGGACUUGGCUAUCUCAUCUCAACAAUAUUCAACAGUCGUAGUUCACAGAUGGCCACAGUGGUUCUGGUACUUGUGUCGGCCAUGAUGUCUGGUGCUCAGCCAUCGUUAUGCAAGAUGAAGAAACAGGCCCUCGGCCCUGUCCUCUACUCGUUGUCAUUUGCACGCUGGUUUGUGGAAGCAUUGUUUGAAAAGGAGGCAAACCGCUAUCCGGACGCAGAGAUCCAGGAAGUUGCGCUUUACUCAAGCUACCAAGGCUACCCACUUGACCAUUUCGCACUGUGCAUCGGUAUCCUGUUUGUGUUUGGCCUGGUGUCUCGAAUCAUUGCUCUCAUCUGCCUCAUGUUCACACACCGCGGCCAGCAGAAGUAGACCAGCAGUCACGGUCAGGCACUGAACACUGAAAAAGUUCAGGCACGGCGGCAACAAAGACGGUCUAGUGAAAUAUGCGCCGCCUGAGUUCCACCUGUACAGUCAACUUUGCGUAUAACGACACUCGGCGGGGCAUCAGAAAAGCGUCCUUAUUCGCAAAGUCACAAGUUCUACCCGAAGUCUCAUUACAUGUAUAUGUAUUACAGUUAGAUGGGACUUUGCUCUGGGCAUGGAAAUUCGGUCGUUAUUCGCGAAUUGUCGUUCUAUCCGCAGUCGUUAUUAGCAAAGUUGACUGUACAUGUAUCUUUGUUGUUGAUUCUGUUCUUCCUUUCACAGUCAAGUGUAUGUUUGCUUUAACGGGGCCUGCUCUGUGUUUUCCAUAAGCAUACGCGAGGUACUCAGUUGCUUGCGCAAAGGUUCCUGCACCAGUUCACCCUUCUUCUUUCGUUCUUUUGACCAGACUUUGCUGGGUUGAGCAGACCCAGUCUGUUUCACAGCCGAGAAAACUGCACACUGCUCAACAUAGUGUUAUGAGACACUUGACACUGGCUUUGCAUAUCUAACACGUGGGCAUGCAACACUGAAUUAUUCACACUGUGCACUCCGGCCCCUCUCACAUAGAGAGCAUUUUAUUGCCGCUAUUUUGCUGUACUACUUUUAGAUGUAUUCUCCCACUGACUUUGCACCUUCACAGUCGCACACAAAAUCAAUAUGGGAUAAUAAUAAUUUUAAUA